GACUCAUUUUAUUUUGUUCCCCAAAAACACAACCCAAAGCACGAGAGCAGUUAUAUCUAGAAAACAAGCAAACAUGGCAUCUCUCACCACAUCCAUCCAGUCUAAACUGGGCUACUCGUCCAAAAAGGCUUUGCUUUUGGGUGCUGGCUUCGUCACCAAACCCACCGUUCAGAUCCUGGCCGAUGCAGGUGUUGAGGUAACAGUCGCCUGCCGAACAUUGGACAGCGCAAAGAAGCUCUGCGAAGGUAUCAAAAACACCAAACCGAUCUCGCUGGACGUCUCCAAAGAUGCCGAUCUCGACGCCGCCGUCGAGCAGAGUGACCUGGUCAUUUCUCUGAUCCCUUACACCUUCCACGCCGCCGUCAUCAAGUCGGCGAUCCGCAAGAAGAAGAACGUGGUGACGACGAGUUACGUCUCGGACGCCAUGAAGGAGUUGGAACAACAGGCCAUCGACGCGGGCAUCACGGUCAUGAACGAGAUCGGUCUGGACCCUGGCAUCGACCAUUUGUACGCCGUCAAGACCAUCGAGGAGGUCCACAAGGCCGGAGGCAAGAUCAAGUCCUUCUGGUCCUACUGCGGUGGUCUGCCCGCCCCCGAGGCGAGCGACAACCCUCUCGGUUACAAGUUCUCGUGGUCGAGCCGGGGUGUCCUGCUCGCCCUCCGCAACGCCGCCAAGUUCUACGAGGGCGGCAGCGUCAAGAACAUCGCCGGCCCCGACCUGAUGGCCAGCGCGAAACCCUACUUCAUCUACCCCGGUUUUGCUUUUGUCGCCUACCCCAACCGGGACUCCACGCCGUACAGGGAACGCUACAACAUCCCAGAGGCCGAGACCGUCGUCCGGGGCACGCUGAGGUACCAGGGUUUCCCUGAAUUCGUCAAGGUGCUGGUCGACAUUGGUUUCCUGUCGGACGCCGAGCAGCCGUACCUCAAGCGCUCCGAAAAGCCAAUCUCAUGGGCCGAGGCGACCCAGAAGAUCAUCGGGUCCUCGACCAACAAGGAGGCCGACCUGACCUGGGCCAUUCAGUCAAAAACGAAAUUCAACGACACCGCCGAAAAGCAGCGCAUCAUCUCCGGCAUGAAGUGGUUGGGUCUGUUUUCCGAGAAACCCAUCACCCCCCGCGGCAACCCCCUGGACACCCUGUGCGCCACCCUGGAGGAGAAGAUGCAGUACGAGGAGGGCGAGCGUGACAUGGUCAUGCUGCAGCACAAGUUCGAGAUCGUCCACAAGGACGGCAGCACCGAGACGAGGACCAGCACUCUGGUCGACUACGGCGACCCCAAGGGCUACAGCUCCAUGGCCAAGCUGGUCGGCGUCCCCUGCGGCCUCGCGUGCUUGAUGGUCUUGGACGGCAGGAUCAACAAAAAGGGAGUCUUAGCCCCCGUCACCUGGGACCUCGCCGAGCCUUUGCUCGUCGAGUUGAAGGAAAAGUAUGGAAUCUUUUUGACCGAGAAGACUAUUGAAUAGAUCCGUCAUUUUAGGAACCGACAAAGAGGUGAAAAAAGGGAAAGAAGUUACGUGAUGUGACAUGGGCGUUUUUAUGGGAUUGGCAUUUACCGAGGAAUACUCGUAUGUAGUCAGUUCCGGGCUCGGGCUGUGGCUAUCGAAAUGAGAAUGAGACUGAGAAAAGCUGAAAAAGAUUCACCAACUACUCAUCAGACAAGUAAAUACUCUGAAUUAAGUUCACAUUCAGACGUAUGCCCUUUGUGUCGUUUGAUGCACGAAAUCCCGACUCUUGGGCCGAC
Molecule: messenger RNA, 1743 nt
Organism: Exophiala oligosperma
Lineage: Eukaryota; Fungi; Ascomycota; Eurotiomycetes; Chaetothyriales; Herpotrichiellaceae
Product: saccharopine dehydrogenase [NADP(+), L-glutamate-forming]
Exons: 2
Coding region: 74-1465 (463 amino acids)
Cellular component (GO): cytoplasm
Molecular function (GO): saccharopine dehydrogenase activity
Source: RefSeq, a predicted model, not a curated record